This is a messenger RNA of Gymnodraco acuticeps, 4183 nucleotides long. RefSeq names its product ATP-binding cassette, sub-family C (CFTR/MRP), member 9 (gene abcc9). Gene Ontology annotation, cellular component: membrane. The record is from RefSeq and is a predicted model, not a curated record. Gene Ontology annotation, molecular function: ATP hydrolysis activity; ABC-type transporter activity; ATP binding. Gene Ontology annotation, biological process: transmembrane transport; potassium ion transport. Lineage: Eukaryota; Metazoa; Chordata; Actinopteri; Perciformes; Bathydraconidae.
GGAUCCUCACUUUCUCGCUGCUCUUCGUCCACGUCUGCGAGUUCGCCGAGGGCAUCGUCUCCGACAAGAUGAUGCUGACCACCACCCACCUUCAUCUCUUCUUGCCGGCCUUCAUGGGUUUCAUCGCCGCGACAACAUCAGUCGUUUACUAUCACAACAUCGAGACGUCCAACUUCCCCAAACUGCUGCUUGUCCUCUUCAUCUACUGGGUGUUGGCGUUCAUCACCAAGUCCAUCAAGCUGUGGAAGUUUGCAUCGCACGAGGUGGGCCCUCAGCACCUGAGGUUCUGCAUCACGGCGCUGUUGGUGCUGCUGUACGGGCUGCUGAUGGCCGUGGAGAUCAACGUCAUCAGAGUCAGGAAGUACGUGUUCUUUGCCAACCCCCAGAAGGUGAAACCCCCCGAGGAUUUGCAGGAUUUAGGCGUUCGCUUCCUGCAGCCGUUUGUCAACCUGCUGUCUAAGGCAACAUAUUGGUGGAUGAAUCCUCUGAUUAUCGGAGCCCACAAGAGGCCGAUCGAGUUGAAGAAGAUCGGGAAGCUGCCCAUCGCCAUGAGAGCGCUCACCAACUACCUGAAGCUCAAAGACGCCUACGAGGACCAGAGGACAGCAGAGGAUCCCAACAAAGCCCCGUCCAUCUGGCGCUCCAUGUACCGAGCGUUCGGACGGCCCAUCCUGCUCAGCUCCACCUUCAGAUACCUGGCCGACCUGCUGGGCUUCGCCGGGCCGCUCUGCAUCUGCGGCAUCGUCAAGUACCUGAAGAAGGACAAGUUGUCAGAGCAGGACAAGGCCAAGGCAUUGGAGGCGAUGAUGAUUAGUGUAGCAAAUAACACUAAAAUGGACGUGUACUUCAUACCGUCCACCGAGCUGCUUCAGAACCCCUCAGUUCUCGCUGUUCUUCUCUUCCUGGCGUUGAUCCUGCAGAGGACCUUCCUGCAGGCGUCAUACUACGUUACCAUAGAGACCGGCAUCAACCUGCGCGGAGCCCUGCUGGCGAUGAUUUACAACAAGAUCCUGCGUCUGUCCACCUCCAACAUGUCGAUGGGGGAGAUGACGAUCGGGCAGAUCAACAACCUGGUUGCUAUUGAGACCAACCAGCUGAUGUGGUUCUUCUUCCUCUGCCCCAACCUUUGGGCCAUGCCUGUGCAGAUUAUUAUGGGAGUGAUCCUGCUCUAUUACCUGCUGGGCUGGAGCGCUCUGGUCGGAGCGUCUGUUAUCGUCCUGCUGGCCCCCGUCCAGUACCUCAUCGCUACAAAGCUGGCAGACACUCAGAAAAGCACACUGGAGCACUCUACAGAUCGUCUGAAGAAGACCUCGGAGAUCUUGAAGGGUAUAAAGUUGUUAAAGCUUUACGCCUGGGAGAAUAUCUUCUGCGACAGCGUGGAGGAAACCAGAGGGAAGGAGCUCACCAGCCUCAGGACCUUCGCCUUCUACACCUCCAUGUCCAUCUUCAUGAACGCUGCGAUCCCCAUUGCUGCCGUGCUCGCGACGUUUGUGAUGUCUCAUUUCCUGAAUGAAAAAGGCCCCACUCCUCACGAGGCCUUCGCUGCUCUGGCGCUGUUCCACAUCCUCGUCACUCCUCUCUUCCUGCUCUCCACUGUGGUCAGAUUCGCUGUGAAGGCUCUCGUCAGUGUCGAGAAGCUCAAUGAGUUUCUCCAGAGUGACGAAAUCGGAGACGACAGCUGGAGGAACGGUGACAUGUCUGUUUCCAUGGAAGCAGGAAAGAAACACUCAGGCGGGACCAAAGCCAUCAACAGGAAGCAGCCGAUACGCUACCAGAUGGAUAACUACGAGCUGCCGACCAGGCGACAGAUGAGACCCACGGAGACGGAGGAUGUGGCUGUCAAGGUGAGCAAUGGAUUCUUCACCUGGGGAAGCAACCUGUCCACGCUGUCCGACAUCAACAUCUGCAUCCCCACAGGUCAGCUGACCAUGAUUGUAGGCCAGGUGGGUUGUGGGAAAUCCUCUCUGCUGCUGGCCAUGCUCGGGGAGAUGCAGACCAUCGAUGGGAGGGUCUACUGGAGCAAGCAGUCUGAUAAUGAGAUGGCUCACGAGGGGAACAUCAGUUGGUCAGGGGCAGAGGAGAGAGAUGAAGACGUCCAGAGCAAGAACAGGUACUCUGUGGCCUACGCUACCCAGAAGUCCUGGCUGCUCAACGCCACGGUGGAAGAAAACAUCACCUUCGGAAGUCCUUUCAACAAGCAGAGGUACAAGACGGUGAUAGACGCUUGUUCUCUGCAGCCUGAUAUCGACCUGCUGCCUUUUGGAGACCAAACUGAGAUUGGAGAGAGGGGCAUCAACCUGAGUGGAGGUCAGAGACAGAGGAUCUGCGUGGCCAGAGCGCUCUACCAGAACACCAACAUCGUCUUCUUGGACGAUCCCUUCUCAGCUCUGGAUAUCCACCUCAGCGAUCACUUGAUGCAGGAGGGCAUCCUGAAGUUCCUGCAGGACGAUAAACGCACCGUGGUCCUGGUCACCCACAAACUGCAGUACCUCAUACACGCCGACUGGAUCAUAGCGAUGAAGGACGGCUCGGUGCUGAGAGAAGGAACUCUGAAGGACAUCCAGACGCACGACAUCGAGCUCUACGAACACUGGAAGACGCUGAUGAACCGCCAGGACCACGGCCUGGAGAAGGACAUCCAGCAAGACAGUCAAACAACGCUGGAGAGGAAAACUCUGAGAAGGGCUUUCUACCCCAGAGAGACCAAGAACCAAAUGGACGAUGAAGACGAAGAGGAGGAAGAGGAGGAGGAAGAUGAUGACAACAUGUCUACAACCACCAACAGAAGAUCAAAGGUCCCAUGGAGGGUGUGCUGGUGCUACCUUUCCUCCGGAGGUUUCUUCAUGGUCUUCCUCAUGGUUUCCUCUAAACUUCUCAAACACUCCGUCAUCGUGGCCAUCGAUUACUGGCUGGCCAUCUGGACUUCUUCUAAAACCAACGCCACGUCCGUAUCGGGAACAAACGCCGGGAAUGAGACCAACACCACGGACGCUUUCAGCAGCAACAACAACUUCACAAACAGCACCAGACCUGCAGACCCACACUCUGGGAUCGACCCGUACUACCUGCCUGUGUUCGUCAUCCUGUGUGCGGCGGGCAUCACUCUGUGUCUCAUCACGUCUCUCACCGUGGAGUUCCUCGGUGUCUCUGCGGCCACCAACCUGCACCACAACCUGCUGAACAAGAUCAUCCACGCUCCCAUCAGGUUCUUUGACAUCACUCCUCUGGGGCUGAUCAUCAACAGAUUCUCCGCCGACACCAACAUCAUAGAUCAGCACAUUCCUCCCACCCUGGAGUCUUUAACGAGAUCCACGCUGCUCUUACUGUCGGCCAUCGGCGUGAUUUCCUCCAUCACUCCAGCCUUCCUCAUCGCUCUCGUUCCUCUGGCCGUCGCCUUCUACUUCAUCCAGAAGUACUUCAGGGUGGCCUCCAAAGACCUCCAGGACCUCGAUGACUCCACUCAGCUGCCUCUGCUCUGCCACUUCUCUGAGACCGCUGAGGGUCUGACUACCAUUAGAGCAUUCAGGCACGAGGCUCGUUUUAAGCAGCGUAUGUUGGAGCUGACAGACACCAACAACACCGCCUACUUGUUUCUGUCCGCCGCCAACCGCUGGCUGGAGGUCCGCACGGAUUACCUUGGAGCGGUGAUCGUUCUGACGGCUGCAGGAGCUUCGAUCUGGAGUUUUCGGUACAGCCACGACCACGGGGCCCUCGUUGGCCUCGGACUCACCUACGCCCUCACUGUCACUAACUAUCUGAACUGGGUGGUGAGGAACCUGGCGGACCUCGAGGUGCAAAUGGCCGCCGUGAAGAAGGUCAACAGCUUCCUGGGAACCGAGUCGGAGAACUACGAGGGGUCCAUGGACGCCUCUCAGGUGCCGGAGAACUGGCCUCAGACCGGAGAGAUAAAGAUCCAGGAUCUGUGUGUGCGCUACGACCCGAUGCUGAAGCCGGUGCUCAAACACGUCAACAUGUACAUCGAGCCGGGCCAGAAGGUGGGAAUCUGCGGACGCACCGGCAGCGGGAAGUCCUCUCUGUCUCUGGCCUUCUUCAACAUGGUGGAUAUCUUCGAAGGGAAGAUCGUCAUCGAUGGGAUCGACAUCUGUAAACUUCCUCUGCAGACGCUCAGGUCGAGACUCUCCAUCAUCCUGCAGGACCCCGUGCUGUUCAGUGGAUCAAUACG